This is a messenger RNA of Bombus terrestris (buff-tailed bumblebee), 968 nucleotides long. RefSeq lists its product as uncharacterized. The transcript has 4 exons. Bases 1 to 903 code for a protein of 300 amino acids. The record is from RefSeq and is a predicted model, not a curated record. NCBI's taxonomy places the organism in Eukaryota, Metazoa, Arthropoda, Insecta, Hymenoptera, Apidae.
AUGUCAAGCCGUGCACUCAACGAACGUAACGACGAACAAACGAGUCCGUGGAGAACACGCAUCCACGCAUCCGGCGUAACGACACCGUUGUUACUUUUACACGCAAUCAUUAUCGUUCCAAGGUCUCAAGGAAGGAAGCAAAAGUCCAACUUCUCGAAAAGCUCGACCAAUGCCGCAGACGAGGAAUUAGCGAAGAAGAACAAAGCUGCUAAAGAUACUAGAUUAACCACGAACCUUCCUGACGAUGCUGCGGUGCACUUUGGAAACUUUUAUGGUAUUCAAAAAAAAUCGAACAAACCACGAGCUGGCAGAGUGAGAAGUCUUUUGGAUUCUACUAGUCCAUCAUCCACUAGCUACAAACCAACGCCGAGACUAGAAUUCACCAGGCAGAUGGUUCAAAAACUGGAACGAACAGCUGGUACGAAGGAAUACGCGCGACAAGUGUCAGCCUUAUUGGAGGAGACGGUCGAACCGGCGCAUUUCAAGCUGCAUUCAUUGCCGACCGAGAAUUCGAUUCCGGAUGGAAGAUACAAUCCCACGGGAUUCCCGCUCUGGUACAAGGAACCUUAUAAAAUGCCGUUCGCCUCGGACGAGGUUUACAAACUUCUUAAGGAGAGGUUGGAUAACGCCGAGGAAGGGAAGGCGAGAGAUAUUUUCAAAGAGGAUUCUUCUGAGAGAAGUUCAUUGGAAGAAUGGAGCGAAGAUGAAGAAGCAAGGUAUGGAGAAGAAAAUUUCCAAGACGAUGGAGCGAUAAACUUUCUAACGAGAGAAAGAUCUUCGACGAAUUUACUGUCUAAUGGAUCGUCUUCUGUAACAGAAGCGAAAGACACGGACUCCAAGGAAAGCAAUCAAAUACUUCUCGAUAAGAAACCAAGCAAAUUAGUCUCGUUCCAACAACGCUGAACUGUAAAUUGUUGUUGCUCGUGAGUACGUGAAAAAUAAAAAGCAAUUCUGAAUAUAAAUAGAAA